Plasmodium knowlesi strain H is the source of this 615-nucleotide messenger RNA. Lineage: Eukaryota; Apicomplexa; Aconoidasida; Haemosporida; Plasmodiidae. The record is from the annotation of a RefSeq genome assembly.
AUGAUAAAAUUUUUAAAAUCAAAAGUAAAAAUUUUAAAAAAAUUAAAUAUACCAUUUUUAUUAUAUUUAUCAAAUAAAUAUAAUUAUAAAUUGAUAAAUUAUAAAAUAACAUAUAAAUCUUAUUUUGAUUUUAAAUUAAAAUUUAUAAGAUAUAUAUGUUAUAAUUAUUGUUUAACUUUUAAACAAUAUUUAUAUUAUAUGAAAAAAUUAAAAUGUUAUAAAGAAAAUAAUAUUUAUUUUAAAUUAUUAUAUAUUUUAGAAUCUAGAUUAGAUGUAUUUUUAGUUAAUAUAGGAUUUUUUAAAACUAUAUUGCAAUCUAGAUAUUAUAUAAAAUAUAAAAAUGUUUAUAUAAAUAAUAUAAGUUUAAAUUAUUAUAAUAUACAAUUAUGUAAUAAUGAUAUAAUUUUUUUUAAUUAUAAAAUUAAAUAUAUAAUUUUAAGAAAUUUAAUUUAUAAAUAUAAUAUAUAUAUAUAUAUUUCUAAUUUAUAUAAAUAUAAUUUUAUUAAAAUUUAUAGUUUUAAUAAUUUUUUUAUAAUAUGUAUAUAUAAUUUAAAAAUUAAAAUAUUAAAUACUAUAUUAUUAAAUAAUAUAUUAUAUAUAUAUAAUAAUAUAUAA